Nymphaea colorata (pocket water lily) is the source of this 2901-nucleotide messenger RNA. RefSeq lists its product as uncharacterized. Gene Ontology annotation, molecular function: RNA binding. The transcript has 6 exons. The record is from RefSeq and is a predicted model, not a curated record. The coding region runs from base 175 to 2346 and encodes 723 amino acids. NCBI's taxonomy places the organism in Eukaryota, Viridiplantae, Streptophyta, Magnoliopsida, Nymphaeales, Nymphaeaceae.
CUUCCAUGAUUCGUGUCGUUUCAUGGGAUUAGACGAACUCGAUUGUGUAUCUGUGUCACGGAGAUUGCGUUCUCCGCCAUGGAGCCAUAAACCUCUCAAAGUCUCUCUCGGGAAACCCCACAGCUCGGGAGAGGAAGGGGAGCGUAACAUUCCUGUCGGGAGCUGUGGAACAAAAUGGGGAAUCCUUAUUCGUGGUCUGUCGCCGGAGUCCGUCUGCAAAGAAGAGGGCCUAUUGUUCAAGCUUGGCAUUCAAUGUCUUCUUCCACGAAGAAGGGAAAAUCCGCGUUGCCCAAGAAGUCGGAGGAGCUCAGGGAGAAGAGAACCGCCGCAACCGAAUCCGUCGUUAAGAAAUAUAUGGUGGCAAAUGAAGGGGCAUUUCCUACAGUGAAACAAGUGCAUGAUGAGGUGGGUGGUGCACAGUACAUCUUGAGGGGCAUUCUUUCUGAUCUCAAGAGACAGCUCUUGCCUGGGAACGAAAAUCUUGACCAGGCUUCAAGCAAUGAACAGCUUAAGAAUGGAAAUGUCCAACUGCCUUCAGAAGAUUUUCCUACUGAAACAAUGUCAGAACAUGUUCAAGGACCACUGGUAGUAGAGGACAAACCAACGGAGGGACCUGACAAAUCAUUAAGCAGUAAUUCUUCUAGUGAAGUAACACAUAGUUCUGGUUUAGGUUGUCUGAACUCAAUUAGUGAUGCUUCAGUAGAGCAUAAUAGUCCUCAUAUUUUGAAGGAUCAUAGAACUUUUCCUGAAUCUGGUGACCACGAACUUUCUUGGCUGGCUAAUAUUCUUGUUAAAAAAGCUGUUCCUCAAGCAGAAGGAUUAUUCAGCAAGAAUUCUGGCUUCAGAAGACCACUAGAUCCAAACCAGGAAGGAGGUAAAAGAAUGGCUCUUCUUCAGCAAAUCAAGGACUAUGCAGGAGAUGUGAAGAAUGAGAAGCGUAGAUAUGAAAGUGUCCAUCCAACAGGAAAAAAUGAACCCCACGAUGUGGAGUUUCAUAAGGAGCUGCAAGAAAUGGUUAAACUUGAGGAGAAUCAGGAAAAUGCUGAUUGGCAUAAAUGUGAAAAAGCAUACCCAACAGAAAUGAAGGAACUUCACAAUACUGACCUUCAAAUAUCAGAUAAUGAUGAUGAUAAAGAUGGAACUACUGACACAGGAACAGACAGGAAGACCCAACAGAAGGAAGGACAUAGGAAGCUUGAGGGUGUAAGCGUGUUUGAUUCAAUAUUAGCCACUAAGAAAAAUGGAUUUGCACAUCCAUUCCCCUGCGAAAAGCUUCACAAUUCACAGACGGGAGAAUCUGAAAGUGGUGAUGACUCUGAUUAUGCUGCUGCUGAUUACUUGCUUUCUGGCCCUGAAGAGCCUAUGCAGGUGUCUCAGAAGGCAAUGGCACAGAAAUCAGACACGGCAGAUACUAGAAAGCAACAAAAUACCGUGUUAGUGACCUUUUUACCAAGAACAGCUACAGAACAAGACAUAAUGUCUGCGUUUCAUAUAUUUGGGACUAUCUUAGAAGUUCAGUUUGGUCCAUCAAACAAGCAAAGCAAAUAUAAUUUUGCUUUUGUUCAAUUUAAGACAGCAGAGUCAGCAGCAGUGGCAACACGACAAGGGAGCCAUGUAGUUACUAAUGCACUAGUUGUGAUAAAUGCUAUUUUACCAAUGCCUAUGAAAUCGAAGAUGGCAUCAAUUCCUGGUGAGAAUGUAAAUGAUGUACCUGUGCAACUGGAAUAUUGUAGUCGCGCUGUUACAAUCCAAGGUAUUACCCCUGAGAUGAGGUUUGAACACCUUAGGCAUUUGUUUUCCAUCUAUGGACCCAUCGAUAACAUCAUUUUGGGUUGCUCAAGCACCAUUGCUUACAUUGUGUUCAAGACUGAAGAAGCCAAAGAAAGAGCUCUUGCUGCUAGAGUGAUAACCGUGCCAGGAUCCCAGCUUGAUAUAUCAAGAGUAGAUGUGCCACAAACUACAAUUAUGAGGAUUUCCAACAUCAAUGUAAAGACUGAAAAUAGAACUGCCUAUAAUAUUUGCAAAUCUGUUGGAACGGUAAGAAGAUUGGUCUGGAGGGCCAGCUGCAUUGUAGACGUGCAUUUUGAAACAAGUGAGUCUAUGAACAUGGUCAAAAUCCUGAGCAGUUUGCAUGGUAGAGUGGUUGAUGGGCAUAAGUGGCACGUCCAGCCAGCAACAGUCAUACCGCACGAUAUGCUUCAAAUCCUUUGGAGGACACACACAGGCAGACAUCAUGUGCACAUGCUCUUCAUGAGACUCUGUCGGAUGAUCAGUUCUAGCUCAACCGAUGCAGCUAAAUUGGCAGAGAUUGCUGAAGAAUAUCACGGAACAGUCACACAUGGAUAGGCGGUAAAAAAUAAUACUCUUUUGUGAGUAUCAUUUUGGUGACAAGUAGUUAAUUUGGAAAAGUGAAAAAGUGGGAGGAGCUCAUAUGUUGCCGCAGUUUUGAAUUUACUAAUUCAAAGCAAUUCGGUCUCCCGUGAAGCAGGAUGGCAAAAUCAUGCAUUCGAAAUAUUCACUGUUCUUGGAUUGCACGUGAUUAUCGUGCUUCCUUGGGGGACAGAGGUAGAUAGACAUGGUGUUCUCUGAAUAGAGCCAACAUGUCUUCACUUGCCCCUUUGAAAUGAACAACGUACAAACAGGAUGUUCCUUCAGAAUGUUGGAACGGCCAGAGCUUGCAUGAUCAGCUUAUACCAUGCAACUCCAAAGAUGACACGGGUAUGCUAACAUGUACUAGUUGGAACGUAUAUGUUAAAACACCCAUUUAGAGUGGAACCCUUUUUCCACCAUCAACGGAAUAGAGCAAAAUGUGCAUAGAAUAUAUUUAAGUUCAUCGCAUCCAAACUCUUGAAGCAUUUGAGAACAUUGUUUCAUUAUAUAAAUAGUGACAUUUCGUCUUCA